Messenger RNA from Pollicipes pollicipes, 852 nucleotides. Its product is annotated as activating molecule in BECN1-regulated autophagy protein 1. Lineage: Eukaryota; Metazoa; Arthropoda; Thecostraca; Pollicipedomorpha; Pollicipedidae. The coding region runs from base 151 to 852 and encodes 233 amino acids. The record is from RefSeq and is a predicted model, not a curated record. Gene Ontology annotation, molecular function: protein binding; ubiquitin-like ligase-substrate adaptor activity. The transcript has 6 exons. Gene Ontology annotation, biological process: mitophagy; autophagosome assembly. Gene Ontology annotation, cellular component: intracellular membrane-bounded organelle; Cul4-RING E3 ubiquitin ligase complex.
AUCAGUGACCGGGCACUGGGCGGUGGCCAGCCGCGGCGCCGCCCGCCGCCCGAGCGGCGCCUGCUCGACGCGCACGAGGACAAGCUGGUCACCCAGCCGCUGCAGGAGAAGCCCUGCCAGAUCCCGGCCAGCGCCAAGUCCACCUUCCUGAUGGCGUUUAGUGGUGACGGCAGCCGGAUCGCCUCCACGCACGGUGACCACAACAUAUACGUGACGGACAUGGAGAGCGGCGCGCUGCUCAACACGCUGCGCGGCCAUCCGCGCAGCCCCUGGUGUGUGGCGUUCCACCCCACCAACAGCCAGCUGAUCGCGUCCGGCUGCCUGGGCGGACAGGUUCGCGUCUGGGACCUGCACGGCGGCAGCGAGCGCUGGCAGGCGGACGCCACGCACGUGAUCGCCUCGCUCGCCUUCCACCCGGUGGACCACGUGCUGGUCAUCGCCACCGGCAAUCACCUGUACUUCUGGAACUGGCAGAGCACCGAGCCGUUCGUGCAGUGCAGCACGCUGCGCGCCAAGGAGCGACUCAGGUACGUCAAGUUCGACCCGCUCGGCCACAAGCUGAUCACGGCCAUCAGCAACGUGGCGGCGUCGGCGGAGGGGGCUGACCUGAUGGCCGACCUGGAGGCCGACUCGCGCGAGAUGCUCAGCUGGGCGCACGGCGUCAUGGACUCGCUGAGCGACAUCAUCGCGGACAUGGGUCCGGACGGCGAGCCGGGCGCCGGCCGGCCCGAGCACGUGAGUGGCCAGGGACGCGGCCGGGCGCUCGGCCGGCCGCGUGGUGACAGGGCUCGGGGGUGGAUGCAGGGCACUGACAUGACGGGCUCUGGCGAUGCCCUGGAGGCCGCUGGGUGA